AUGGAAUCAGAAACCCUAACCGAAAAGACCGUACCGAACCACCUAGACGAGACCAAGACAGAGCGAACAGAGUUCGAGAAAAAUCAGAAACGGUACCAAGACCUAAUCGCCACGUUUCCUCACGUGAAAGGCUGGAGACCGAAAGCUCCGCUUACAGAGUACGGUGGUCACUGGAUGAUACAGCCUCUCCUUGAAGGUUGCCUUUACGCGCAAGACUUCUUCAAAGCGCGACCUAUUGAUUUCUUCGUUUGUACCUACCCAAAGUCAGGUACUACUUGGCUCAAAGCACUAGCUUUCGCCGUAGCUAAUCGGUCUCGCUUCGACGAUUCGUCAAACCCUCUCUUAAAACGUAACCCUCACGAGCUUGUUCCUUUCAUUGAGAUCGAAUUUGCUUUCUUCCCUCAAGUUGAUGUUCUCAAUGAUAAAAGGAACACUCUGUUUUCGACUCAUAUGCCACACGGGCUAUUACCCGAGUCGAUUACGAAAUCGGGUUGUAAGAUGGUUUACAUCUGGAGAGACCCAAAGGACACAUUCCUCUCCAUGUGGACAUUCUUCCAUAAGCAAAAGUCAGACCAUGGCCCUCUCAAUAGUCUUGAGGAGUCUUUUGAUAUGUUCUGUCGAGGUUUCUCCGGGUACGGUCCUUAUCUAGAUCAUGUCUUGUCGUAUUGGAAUGCUUACCAAGAGAAUCCAGAUCAGAUCUUGUUCCUCAAGUACGAGACGAUGAGAGCUGAUCCUUUGCCGUAUGUGAAGAGAUUGGCUGAGUUUAUGAGUUAUGGAUUCACAGCUGAGGAAGAGAAGGAAGGGAUUGUUGAGAAAAUUGUGAAUCUAUGCAGUUUCGAGACGUUGAAGAAUCUUGAAGCCAACAAAGGGGAUAAAGACAGAGAAGACAUUCCUUGGAGUUUUUAUCCGAAUAGCGCGUAUUUCAGGACAGGAAAGGUCGGAGAUUGGCAGAACUAUCUGACUCCGGAGAUGGCAACUCGAAUCGAUGGAUUGAUGGAAGAGAAAUUCAAGGGCACCGGUUUGCUUGAGCAUGGUAAAUGA
Arabis nemorensis is the source of this 1041-nucleotide messenger RNA. The record is from the annotation of a GenBank genome assembly. Lineage: Eukaryota; Viridiplantae; Streptophyta; Magnoliopsida; Brassicales; Brassicaceae.